Botrytis byssoidea is the source of this 993-nucleotide messenger RNA. RefSeq lists its product as uncharacterized. NCBI's taxonomy places the organism in Eukaryota, Fungi, Ascomycota, Leotiomycetes, Helotiales, Sclerotiniaceae. The record is from RefSeq and is a predicted model, not a curated record. The transcript has a single exon. Gene Ontology annotation, cellular component: membrane. The coding region runs from base 565 to 993 and encodes 142 amino acids.
UCGAGCUCUGUUUUUACCACGUGUGUAUGGAGUAGGUAGGUGUGGGUGGGUGUACUAUCAGAUAAGAUCAGGAUUAAGGUAAGCGGAUGGAUAGAUGGACGGUGGAGAGUCCAAGCCAAGCAAGCAACAGUUGAAAAAUAUCAAAAGAAGGUUGGGGGGAACGAUGCACCGAAAUUACUCUACGGAAAAUCGACGAGUGGAAGUCGAACAACGUUUUGUUCAAGAGCACAGGGGAUGUAUCUGUAUGGAUUCAUUCCUGCAUUGGUGGGCGGAAAUUGAAAGUUCUAAAGUAAAUGGAUGUACAGUGUACAGACUAUUGCUAAUGAAUUUCCGGGGUAUGAAGGAUCUUCUUAAGUGUCUGCUUCCCCGAGAUUUUAAGGUGAUCUUUUGAUUCUUUCGAGAUUCUUACAUCAUAUUCAAAUCGUCAUUUUGAUUUGUCGUCUUCAACAUCAACAUCACCAGUAUCAACAUAACUCUCAUCCACAAUCCCUCCACAACCCCUCCAUCAAAACCCCCACACCCAAAUACCUCAAUCUCAACCCAACCCCGAUCCCAACUACAGCCAUGGUUUCCCCCAUCCCCACCAUCCUAACCACCCAAUUCCUCUUCUCCCACCUCCUCCAAUCCGCGCGUCUCCCCCGGCGCAUCCUCCACAAAACCUCCAACGCCGCCCCGCGACAAGAUCUCGCCAAAUUCCCCCCCAAAGAUCUCUCUCCCUCCACCGUUAACAUGCUACUCCGCUGGGAAGCCGCCCAACAAAACGCUCUAGAUAAUUUCCCCCUCUUCGCUGCAGCAAUCCUCUAUGCUUCUUUCAGAGGCGUCUCCGAAGACACGAUUUCGCGCGUGGGUUGGUCCUAUGUGGGUGUCCGAUUGGCGUAUUGGCUUGCGUAUGUGGGAAUCGAGAGUGUGAAGUGGAGUUAUUUGAGAAGUAACAUUUGGUGGGUGGGAAAUGGACUUUGUUUUUGGUUGUUGAGGGAGGGGGGUCGGGUUUGA